Molecule: messenger RNA, 1740 nt
Organism: Pocillopora damicornis (cauliflower coral)
Lineage: Eukaryota; Metazoa; Cnidaria; Anthozoa; Scleractinia; Pocilloporidae
Molecular function (GO): catalytic activity
Source: RefSeq, a predicted model, not a curated record
GUUUGCGAAGAUUUGUGUUGUAGCGGAGGCAGUUUUACUGCUACCACUGGUCCGGUGGUUAAUCCACACAAUAAGACGAGAAUGUGUGCAGGGUCAUCAUGAGGUUCUGCAGCUUUGGUGGCUGGAGGUCAAGUUGACAUGGCAACCGGUGGAGACCAAGGAGGUUCCAUAAGGAUCCCCGCUGCGUGUUGCAGCAUUGUGGGUCUGAAACCCACAUACGGAUUAGUUCCAUAUACGGGCAUUAUGCUGAUAGAGUUUACUUUGGAUCAUACUGGACCAAUGGCCAGGACUGUGUAUGAUACAGCUCUGAUGUUGGAGGCUAUAGCUGGAUAUGACGGAGGACUGGACCCUAGACAGCCACGAGAUCUCAAAGUGCCUGAGUAUACUUUGGGGCUCACAGGAAAAAUACACAACUUGAAAAUAGGAAUCUUGAAAGAAGGCUUUGGAUUGAAGACCUCCGAAGCGGAUGUUGAUAAGACGGUCAGAGAGGCCGCUGAACAGUUGGGUACUGCAGGUGGCGCAACUGUCGAAGAAGUGUCUGUCCCGAUGCAUUCUGACGGUGUUCGAAUCUUUGCCAUUCGACAUAUUGGAGGUGAUCGAAUGAUGUUUGAAGGAGCUGGGGCUGGAACUGCCGUAAGGAUGUAUUACGACACCACUCUGCAGGAAGCCUUUUCACGAGGUCUAAAAUGCCACUCGAAUGACCUGUCAAAGAGAGGCAAACUCAUUCGGCUGAUCGCGAAGUAUUUGCACGAGGAUUACCACGGUAUCUUGUACGGAAAAGCACAGAACCUCGGUCGAGAGCUUUGCAAGGCGUAUGAUGCGGCACUUUAAAAAUACGAUGUGUUGAUUCUGCCCACCAUCCCCAAGAAGGCACCAGUUUUCCCGCAGGAAAAGCCUCCUCUAAAAGAAUAUUUGGCAAGGGCUUCUGGGAGUGCUCCAAACACGUCACCAACUAAUGUCACGGGUCACCCAGCUCUAUCCAUCAACGUCGGCUUCAGUGAUGGCUUACCAGUUGGUAUGAUGAUUGUAGGGAGAAAGUUUGACGAGAUCACUGUUCUGAAUGUCGCAUACGCUUACGAGAAGAUCAGAGAUGCGGAAAAAUAAGAUUACAAGAUGUCUAUAAAUAGACUCAGAACUACGAGAUUUUUUUCACUCUUGAAAAUUCUUGACUGACAUUGUCGCACCAAAAUCUUGUUCGGUAAUCUCUUAUUGUUCAUUUCAGUUGGAAGAUAAUACGACUUCAGAAUCAGUUUGGAGGGACAACUUCUAUGAAAUAUAUUUAAUUUCCUUCUACUAGAGAGAAGUUCUAAAGUUCCUAGAAUUUUUUAAUAUAUCAGCAGUGCGCAAAAAGGUAAAAUAUUUCUGCUAAGAUUGGUGCUAAUAUACUUAUUUUAACACCAGUAAAUUUUUCGAUUCAUUUUGCGUUACGUCAUCCAGGGGUUCUGAAAGGAGAUUGAUAUCAAUGGUUUGUUUGAGGAGUAGCUCAAGUGUAUCAAGAACUGUCUUGAAGACUGGGGGAAAAAAUAGUCACAUAUUAAGAGGUCAAAAAAAACUGAAAAAGGCUUUCCAGAAAACUAUUUUUGCCCAAAACUACCUCUAAAUGAUAUUGAGCCAAUGUUACUCAAAGUGCGGAAAAGUGCUAAAAAUGCAAACCAGAGCUCUAAUAAAAAUGCUCAAAAGGUGCUCGACUUCAUCAGAAAUGGCUUUAGCAAGCAAAAUAAAGUAGGUACAUUUCGCUGA